This is a messenger RNA of Miniopterus natalensis, 1143 nucleotides long. Lineage: Eukaryota; Metazoa; Chordata; Mammalia; Chiroptera; Miniopteridae. The record is from RefSeq and is a predicted model, not a curated record.
CCUCUGGACCCCUCUGAAGAGGCCAUGCCCUCGCCUCUCCCGCGGCGCGGUCGCCUGCAGAGCGAGGGCUCGCCCUCUCUGGACUCCAGGCCCUGCAGUAGCCCCUCGGAGCUCCCAGGUCGCGCAGGGAAGCUCUUCCCGGGGGCCACCCCUCCCAGGACCCCAAGGCUGCCACGCCGGCUGGCCUGGUGCUCCAUCGACUGGGAGCAGGUGUGCUUCCUGCAGAGGCUGGGAGCUGGCGGCUUCGGCUUGGUGCACAAGGCGACCUACCGCGGCGCGCUCGUGGCCAUCAAGCAGGUGCACCGGCGCACGCGGCACCCGCGGGCGGCCCGGCGCAGCUUCUGGGCGGAGCUCAACGUGGCGAGGCUUCGCCACGAGAACAUCGUGGGGGUGGUGGCCGCCAGCACGCGCACGCCCGCCGGCUUGCAGAGCUCGGGCGCCAUCAUCAUGGAGUUUGGUGGCGACGUGACUUUGCACCAGGUCAUAUACGGAGCCACGAGCGGCCCGGAGGCGCAGGACGCGGAGCCUCACUGCCGUGCGGGGGAGCAGUUCACCUUGUCCAGGUGUCUCAAGUACGCCGUGGAUAUCGCGAGCGGACUGCUUUUCCUGCACUCGCGAGGCGUUGUGCACUUGGACCUGAAGCCGGCCAACAUUCUGAUCAGUGAGCGGGACGUCUGCAAAAUCGGCGACUUCGGUUGUUCGGAGAAGCUAGAGGAUCUCCCGAGCUUCCGGACGCCUUCCCACGCUGGCGGCACGUACACCCACCGGGCCCCCGAGCUCCUGAAGGGCGAGGCCGUGACGCCCAAGGCCGACAUCUAUUCCUUCGCCAUCACGCUCUGGCAGAUGACUGCCCGGGAGGCGCCCUACUCCGGGGAGCGCCAGUACGUGCUGUACGCGGUCGUGGCGCGCGACCUGCGGCCCUCGCUCUCGGCGGCGGUCUUCAGGGGCUCCAGCCCCGGGAGGAGGCUCGGGGGCGUCAUCCAGGACUGCUGGAGGGCCAGUGCCCCGCGGCGGCCGAGUGCACACCUCCUCCUGGCCCACCUUGGCUCGCUGAAGGCCGAAUUCGCUGACCCGAAACCUGUAUCAAGAUAAGCUUUUGUCUUUGUCGUCUUUGUUUCUAUUUAUUUUUAAGGAAGAUGUAGG